AUGGAACAAGAUGUUAUAAAUUUGAAAAACCAUACUACUCAAUAUAAAGUACUGAAAGAUGAAGAAAUAAAACAAAAAGCCCUGAAGACAUAUAUGGAUAGCGAUGAGUAUAAAAAAGAAGUUGAAGCAAAUGUAAAGGCAGAAAAACUUUUACAGUUGCAAAACCAAACCGUACAGUAUGAAAACUUAGCACAAGAAAGUAAAAAUAACGACGCAGCCAUGCAAAAGGCAAUGAAAAGCGCAGAAUAUAUAAAAGCUAAUAAUGACUGGUUAGAUGCCCAAGCCAACGCCAAAGCAGCCCAACUUAUAGGGUCAAUAAGGACAAAAAUACAAGCGGAUGAAGACAGUUCAAAUGAAGCUUUAAUGAAUGCUGACUUUAAGAACGCCCUCGAAGCUCUUCAUAGUAAGGUGAAACUAGUGAACGACUUCUCAUCUGGAAAGAAACUGAAGUCUGAAGGUUUCGACAAAGAGUUAAGAGAAGUAGCACAAAAUAUGACGAAAAUAACAGAUGCAGCAACGAGACAGGCAGUUCAAAGUGCCUAUGACGCCGUUAGAGCAACUGUUGUGGAAAGUCAAGAAAAAGAGUUACAACAGACCAAAACAGACCUAGUAAAUGCUUUCUUAAAAACGAAAAGUCAGGUAGGACAUUAUGCUGCAGAUGGAACAUAUGUGCCAGCUGGUGGAACUUAUAUACCACCAAACCCUCCAAGAGAAGCACCUGCACCAGGACUACCUAAAACAUUUACAUCGUCACAUGGACACAGACACAGGCAUGCACCAAAACCAACACAACAACCAACACAACAACCAACAGUUCAAAACACUGCACCACAACCAACAGUUCAAAACACUGCACAGCAACCAACAGUUCAAAACCCUGCACAGCAACCAACAGUUCAAAACCCUGCACAACAACCAACAGUUCAAAACCCUGCACAACAACCAAAACCAGCACAACAACCACCUCCACAACCAGCACAGCAACCAACAGUUCAAAACCCUGCACAACAACAACCACAAACAGAGCAAGGACAUAAAAGAAGUAGAGAACAAGGAAACCAAGAAUUCUUAAAAAUGCUUAAGGAAGACUAUGGUUACCCAGAUACUCUUGACUUUAGUGACAGAUAUAAAGAAGCUAUUAGAAAGUUCAAGGAAGGAAAUACUGACCCGAACCUAUUUAGCUUUAUGGUUCAGCACCAAAUGGGAUAUAAUUUCAAACCUGGAAAAUACAAGCUCGCUAAGGGAUAUGAUUUAAUAGCAUAUCAUCCAAAUGACAUGACUGAAUUUACUCCGAGAUAUUUGGUGUCAGAGCUAAAUGAUAAUUCAACUCUCUUCAUGAAACGCGUAAAAAAUAGAGACGGAACGAAAAAAGAAAGGUUUAUGAGUCCGGAUGACUUAGAUAGGGAACUUUUUAAAAACGGUCUCGGAAUAUAUGAAAUGCCAGCAGAUGAGGUACAAGAAACUCCACAGGAAGAAGUUCAGAUACAACCAGACAUGGAAGAAAUAGUUCAGCAACAACAGCUAGAAGAGCCUGAAGGAAACGAACAAGUCCCUCCUUUGGAAACUAACUUCACAGAACUAGAUGAAGAUUUGGAACAGCCGAAAAAUCUUGA
This is a messenger RNA of Trichomonas vaginalis G3, 1613 nucleotides long. RefSeq names its product protein of unknown function, DUF4106 family. Lineage: Eukaryota; Parabasalia; Trichomonadida; Trichomonadidae. The transcript has a single exon. The annotation marks the transcript as partial. The record is from RefSeq and is a predicted model, not a curated record.